UUCUUCUCUCUCACCCUUUCCCCCAAACCACACCCAACAACAACAACAACUAUACUUUUCUUACUAAUAAACAAAGUUUCCAAGAAUUACAAAACAGAACCUUAGCUAGAAGAACAAUUGCAGAAAAUGGAAGAUAAUAAUAUCCUUCAAAGUGUAAAGAAGAGAGUGAUAAUCAAAGAGCUUGUUGAAGGCAAAGAAGCUGCAACAAAACUCAAGUAUCUUCUUGAAAAUGAGAAUUCCUUUGGAAAUCUCUCUUCAGACAAACUAGCUGCAAAUGUGCUCAGUUCUUUCACAAAGGCCCUUUCUAUUAUCACUCAACACGGCGGUGAAAAUGGGUCUCCGGUGGUGGUAGUCGCCGGCAAUGAUAGAAAGGGUGGGAUACGUUGCUACAAAAGAAGGAAGAGUGCAGAGACAUUGACCAUGGUUUCCGGCACAACAACUGAUAUUCAUUCAUGGAGAAAGUAUGGACAGAAGGAAAUCAUGAAUUCAAAAUUUACCAGGAGUUACUUCAGGUGCAAACAUAAGCAUGAUGAAGGUUGUUCAGCAACCAAACAAGUGCAAAAAACACAAGACAAUCCUAAUAUGUAUCAAAUUACAUACAUUGGCAUUCACACAUGCAACACCACUCCUAAGCCAACACAAUUGAACAAAGAUAUUUCAAGUAUUCCUCCAUACGAAGCAUGUCUUGUGAAUUCUGGUAUUCCUGACUUGAAAGUACCAAUUAGUGAACAGGAUCACCACAUUACCUCACCAAGCCAAACUAUAAAUCAAGAAUAUCCCAAAGAAGAAACUCCUAAUAAUGUUACAGCACAAAAACAUGAGUUUAUGGAAUAUGAUGAAAAUGCAGAUACUUUGUCAGUGUUUCAAAGUCUAGCACAGGAAUUUGGGGACAUUGACUUUCCUUUUUAUGGAAAUUAAUUAGUUGUUGUUAAGUUAAUUGGCUCAAGUCAAGUUAGUUAAUUUAUUAGCAUUAGUUACUCUUAGUAAUUCAAUUGUUCUAUUUUGAUUAGUUGAGUAAGUUAAACUUUGUAAUUGGAUUCUCACAUUAUUAUAUAAGUCAUUUUGUACUAUCAAU
Cicer arietinum (chickpea) is the source of this 1075-nucleotide messenger RNA. Its product is annotated as probable WRKY transcription factor 70. NCBI's taxonomy places the organism in Eukaryota, Viridiplantae, Streptophyta, Magnoliopsida, Fabales, Fabaceae. The record is from RefSeq and is a predicted model, not a curated record. Gene Ontology annotation, biological process: regulation of DNA-templated transcription. Gene Ontology annotation, molecular function: sequence-specific DNA binding; DNA-binding transcription factor activity.